GUCGUCGUCGUCGUCGUCGUCGCUGUGGUUUGCAACGUCUUUGGAGGAUUCUGUUCUCGAAGCGGUUCUCCGCUUGAAGCUUGAAAAGAAUUUGAAACGUUUGUCGUCGGGAAGAGAAUCGAUCUUGGACGAAACUGCGGAAACUGCGGUUUCGUCUGAACUGGUAGCGACGGUGGUAGCUCGUAGUUUGUCGCUCAUCGUCCGAGAUCGUGCGAGAAUGAUGAUCGCCCAAGGUCUGCUCGACGAACGUCGAGUCUAGAGACGCGUGUCUGUCCGUCGCGAUGCGUUACGGUUAAUUUUCAUGAUCCGGUUUGAACUUGGUUCCCAGAGAUUUGCGAUCGUUCGAAAGUCUUGGCCGGACGUUCCUGACGGAUGUCCAACGUGUGUUGUAUCGCGAUCGUAGCUUCGCGCGUUUCGCAAAUGUUCGACGUGGCAAACGUUAUAGAUUGGCGGGAUGUGUCGCGAUCUGUUUGCAAAUUUUCCGGUGAAAUUUGCAAAUUACCGUCGAUGCGCCUGUUUCGUGCUUGCCUCGCGAUCGUAAAUUCGCGUUUGAAAGUUGUCGUGUGGAUUUGCUUCUGUGGGGAAGAAACUCUACCGUCGACUGCGUUCGUGAACGAUUCGUCGACGAUAACUUUGGAAAUUGGACUUUGCGAUUUCGAGUGUCGAGUGAUUCUCCGUGUCGUUGGACAGAUGGCACUCGCGACGUUUCGAGAACGACGUUUGACGCUUCCGUUCGUACGUUGCGUCGCUUUGCGAGUAACGUCGAACGUCGGGUUGCUUUCGCGCACGUUCGCUCGAGCGCGUGAUAUUGAAAUUAUUACCGAUAAAGUAAAUACGUCUCGCAACGAUCGAGGAUGGCGACGAUAAAGUUGAAUCCGUCGAAUUCGCCUUCCGUUGAAUUGAGUUCGUACCGCGAUCAACACUUUAAGGGUUCGAGAGCCGAACAGGACAGACUGUUGAGAAAUUCUACGACUCUGUACGUUGGAAAUUUAUCGUUUUACACGACGGAAGAACAGAUAUACGAAUUAUUUUCAAAAUGUGGCGACGUUAGAAGAAUAAUAAUGGGAUUGGACAAGUACAAGAAGACACCUUGCGGUUUCUGUUUCGUCGAGUAUUAUCAGAGGAUGGAUGCGGAAAACUGCAUGAGAUACGUCAAUGGGACUCGCUUGGACGACAGAAUCAUCAGGACGGAUUGGGACGCUGGUUUCAUCGAAGGCAGGCAAUACGGAAGGGGUAAAACUGGAGGACAAGUAAGAGACGAGUACAGAUCGGACUUUGACAGUGGAAGAGGAGGUUAUGGUAAAAUAAUACAACAAAAGGUAACUCCGCUUUCGGAUGGAGCUUUCGGACGUUAAAAUUCCACGUACGUGUGCGACUGCUUCUCCGUCUCUUGCGUGUGAUGUAAUUUUCUACGUGUCGGAAAAUUACCAACGAUCGUGCUCGAUCGCGCCGCAACUGUCCGAUGUAAUCACCGUACGGCGGCUCUUGUGUACGUUGACGGUGAACCGAGGAUACGAUACGAGAUAUAAGUAAAAAUUAUUUUCCAACGUUUGUAAGCGUGAGUAAUUUACCAGUAAUUUUAUUUCAAUUUUUCGUUUUUUUUCUUUUUCUUUUUCUUU
Molecule: messenger RNA, 1619 nt
Organism: Heterotrigona itama
Lineage: Eukaryota; Metazoa; Arthropoda; Insecta; Hymenoptera; Apidae
Source: the annotation of a GenBank genome assembly